GUGCUAUCCCGGACGAGUUCUUCCGAUUCGAAGACCGUCAUCGUUGAACUUGCUGGCAGUCGCGUGUAGACCACCGCGAAUUAAAGAGUUUGAAGAAAGCUCGGGCGUUGCGUUGAAGAUAUUGUCGCGGGUGCGCGCCAAUUUCAAACCGAAUGUUUGAGCAUAAAAAAAACGCUCGGUAAUGGCCGGUCGGCGGAUUAAUGAGUAGCAUCGCAGCGGUGUCGCGUCGGUCGCUUUACGACUUUUGAGGAAAUGGUACCGAGCUGUUCCAUUUUGGUUCAUAGAUGGGAGUAGAGGAAUUCCUAUGCAAGGCGUCGUGGUUUCUGGCGCUGCUCGCAAUGGCGCAACCUUUAGAUCAUAUAGAGAUCAUUCGCGUGACCAGGCAUAACAGCGGAGAUAUUUUUACCACUAACAGAGAAUUGAGCUCAUGUACCGAAGAGAUGUGCAUCGAUGUGACGAGCGGCACUGCCUCCAUUACUUCGGGAAGAAGCAACAUGUGUACCUGCAAAUGUUUACCUCGUUUCCCGGCGUUCAGGGAAGAUCUGCAGUUAUGCGUAGACGACAUCCACGAAUGUUCACUCGCCCCUUUUGUCGGCGGAUCGACAUCGCAGCAAAUCCCCUUUGUGUUCUUACCCCUGAAUGGACAGAUUAUCCAUCCUAGCAAAGAAAUUUUUUUUAAAGAUGUUAAUACUCCAGUCUGUGGGGUGUCAGGAGCGAAAUUUCUUACCGAAAACGGAUGGUUGGAUCUCAGAAACUCUAUGGACUGUGACAUACCUUUCAAGUUAUUCCGCGAUGAAGGUCGCACCUUCCUUCAGUGGGUCGGAGAACCCGAACUACGAAGUAAGAUGUCUGGGAGGAUGGUCCUAGUACAGUUGAUGUGCAAAGAAUUAGCGGAUCCAACCGCUUCGGUCACCACUUCAUACAAAGACAUUUUCGAGCCGUGUGUUGCGUUCAGAGUGGUUGGGACUCCUUUCAGAUCUCAAAGUAAUGUUACAGAAGUGGCAUUUUCGCUAGAAGUUCCGACGCAGGCCAAAACAUCGGGCGCGGGCAGUCUAAGCAUUAACGAAUACGUGACGAUAGGAAUUUGUUCGGUACUCUUGGGACUGAUCUACGUGGCUUCUGUAUUUCUCUAUUUGUAUCUCAGGAAGCGAAACGGCAAAUCGCGAAUUAGAGAUUCUGAUUGCGAAAGCCAAAACCAAGAAGACGAAGGUAUUAUAAAAAACAAUCCCCUCCUGGGCAUCACGCAUUUUGUUGGCUCCGGGGAGAACAAUUCUUACAGUGAAAGUAGCAGCUCAGAAAACGAAAUAGAUAGAAACUCAUUGAAUCAUUACGAUGACACUCGAAGAACAAAAAUCGCGGCGGUGGUACAUUCCCAAAUUAAGAGAACCCAAUAUAACUUACCAAACAGACUGCAAACGACUUUGGACAGUCCAUAUCAAGAUUCCUCCAGUAUCGAACGACUUCCUCAGGAAGACGUGUCGAUAGUGGAGACCUUGGAGGCGAGAGACGAGGCGGAUUUAAAGUUCCUAGCCGGUAAUGUCAGGAAGAAGCUGUAUUUUAACCCGGCUUAUUUCGAACCUCAUCUUUUGAUGGCUCCACCGCCUGCGGCGAUAGAGUUUCUCGAAAAAAUACGUGAGGUCAUCGCUGUGGCCAAACAAAAGAUGGCUUCGAAGCGUUUCACGCCUACUUUACUGAAUAUACCGGAAGAGGAAACGAACUACACUAUUGACCCGUCUAUCGAUUUCUCGAGACCUUCGAGCCGACGUGGAAGCGGAGUGAGUUUCAAGCAGAGAAACAGCAGGCGCGAACCCUGUUCCGGAUGUCCGGGGUGCGAGCCCAAAAAGAUGGGCACCAUCAGCGAGCAAACGACGUCACUAAAUACUUGUCAGAGUUGUUCUGAUAGCAAGCAGAGCAGUAUAAGAAAAUGGCUAGAGGAUAUUCCGGUGCUGCGAUUGGACGAAAAUGCCGCUCCAAUGCUUUCAAAAUCCGCUAGAAGUCCAAAGAGCAUUCGAACUCCGGCGAAAUCGCCAAGCAACAAUAAAGCGGUUGAAACCCCGACCAGCUCAUGUUGCAUAGAGCAUCUCUGCAUUCUUGAUAGGAAUAAGGUUUGUAAAAAAGCGACAUCUGCAAUAGCAGACGUCGAGUGCCGCGACAAGAAUAAGAGAAAAGCACCUCUACCACCACCUGAUAUGAUUCAGGAGGCAAUAGAACUUGAGAAUCAUGAGAACAGAGUACAGACUCUAACGAAGGAACAAAUGAAGGCGGUGAUAAAUGAGCUCACUGUGCAUAAGAAUCUUUUGAUGUCCGCGAAUGGAGUCUUUACGGCAGACGUUGAGUACGAGGCCGACAGUUUGGAACGGAUCGUCGGUAAAGGGCACCAUCUUUCGUUAGAACAUACGGACCACUCGCCGUCUCAAACAAGUCCCAGUUUAAGCACAUCUCUGCCGGUAGACGAAGAAAUCACCAUGCGCAACGCUAUCUACAAUAAAAACACUGGUAAUAUGACCAUAUCGAAGAUCAAUCAAGACGAGAUCGACCGAGCCGACCGCAGCUACCACCUGGUGGUAAUGAAAACAUCCGAGAGUGAGUCCAAGUUACCAGAAUGCUUAAGAAAAUGCAAUGGGUACAGCUUGGUCAGCGAGGUAUACGUAAACAACGGAUACAACUGGAACGGAAGCAGUCCGUCAUCACCAUCGGAAUCGAACUGUUCCACGCUUGAACGAAGGACCUUGAAGGUUAGAUACGAAGGAGGCGCAGAAAAACCGGGAAAGCUUCUGAUAGAAGUCGACGACUGUUUGGACAACUACAUCCCGAUGCACGAAAGCGAUGAAUUCGAACCGGACACCUUGGACAGACCGAAGGCGAAUCUUCACAAGCAUCAACAAAACGGAACAAGAAAAGUGGACGACACCCAAAGUCUACCAUCCAUUGACUUGUCCACUGACCACAUCCUGCUACGGACAACUGGUAGCUUCAAGGGAGAUUCUGAACGCGAAGGCGUCGUGGUAUCCGAACCAGGCAACUUUCGUCGUGUAUUCGGCAGUCUACGGGAACUUUACGAGGAAAGGAGAAAAGCCCAGAGCUUCGAUUCGUUAUUAGCAACUGAUAGCUGUGACGGGAGAUUGCUUACCUUAGAAGAGAGGCACUCCAGAAGGCAAAGGAACUUGGGCGUGGUUAACGGCUUGGUGGUGCAACCUGACGUCAUUCCUCCUCCGCCGAGGCACGAGCAAGUCAUAUACGAUUAUCCAAAACCGGUGAGACAUAGGGAUAGUAGCAUUUCCCAGCCACCACUGUCCUUGCCAUCAAAAAACCCGUUUAGCAGGAGUGUCAACGAUAAGCCCGAUUGUAAAAGUGACACUCCUGAAGGCAAUUCUCUCUACAAACUAUGUCUACUGCAGAAGUCGGCCAAAGACGGAAGCAUCACGAAUCUCAUCCACGGUUCCGAUCUUUUCCUGAAGGAAAACACAGAUGAUCAGUUCAUCAUUCAAUCGACGAGCCGCAAACCCAUCGACACGUGCAAAAUUAAUUCGUUCGAGGUUUGUGUGAAAAGAAAACUUCACCGGAAACCUUGGGAAACCAGUUGGAAACCGGAAGAUUCCGGUUACCUGAGCACCGACUCUACCGAUUCCAAGGUGCGACGGAUGACGUACUUGGUGGAACAAAAUGGGAGCGAAACUGAUGAAAGCUUUGGGGACGGUCACAGCGAAUCAGGAGCUGAGAGCGUCGAGACGCAUUCCGUUUUCUUCGGGAGGUAUCGGGGAGAAGCCAUACCUAAACCGGCGGAAUAUGUGGAGAUGAUCGGAGACGGCGGAGGAUUUAGCAGUUCAGACUCGGAGACUGUAAGUUACACGACGGUGGUGCCAGUCCUUUCAGGUGUUUAAAAUUAUGUUUCAGUUUUCUAUGAAAAUUUCGACAGUUUAAUAGACACGCACAAAGAUUGUCCACAAACAAAUCUUU
Molecule: messenger RNA, 3957 nt
Organism: Cylas formicarius (sweet potato weevil)
Lineage: Eukaryota; Metazoa; Arthropoda; Insecta; Coleoptera; Brentidae
Exons: 13
Coding region: 285-3881 (1198 amino acids)
Biological process (GO): imaginal disc-derived wing hair organization
Cellular component (GO): cell cortex
Source: RefSeq, a predicted model, not a curated record